This is a messenger RNA of Sardina pilchardus (European sardine), 3324 nucleotides long. RefSeq names its product up-regulator of cell proliferation-like. Gene Ontology annotation, molecular function: GTP binding. NCBI's taxonomy places the organism in Eukaryota, Metazoa, Chordata, Actinopteri, Clupeiformes, Clupeidae. The transcript is spliced from 3 exons. Bases 1 to 3324 code for a protein of 1107 amino acids. The record is from RefSeq and is a predicted model, not a curated record.
AUGCAGUACUAUCCUGAGAAACUGUCCCUCAGCACGGUCCUGGAGAUCGGCAGUGAAAGUGUUACAGAUGACCCAGUCCAGUCUCGUUCCUCACUGCCAUGGCUCUUCCUGAAGAAACUAAUGAUGGUGAAUGUUACUGCCAGGUCUGUUAAACUUGCCCUGUCUGAUGAUGCUAAGGCUGAUGAGUCUGACACAGAGUGGGACAUUGAUGGGGAGAGCCUGCUGGACAGAAAUGAUGUAAAUCCUUUAGACAUUAUCACUGCACUUUUUCUCUGUUCAGACAGCUUUCUCCAGCAGGAAAUGACCCUGAAAAUGUCUUUGUGCCAGUUUUCUGUUCCUUUACUUCUGCCAAACUCUGACAACAAACAGAUAAUGUUCAUGCUUUGGGCAAUGAGAGAUAUUGUAAAGAAGUUUAGACCACAUUCACUAUCAGAUUCUAAGGGAUUUGUUGAGGAAAGAGUAGUUGGUUCUAGACUCCCAAUGGUGUCUUUUGUGAGACUCGGUGAAAGCAGACUUUCAAAGUCCCACAUUUUAAACAUGUUGCUCAGUAAUCCCCAACAGUACCAUGACACAUUUGUGCAUCGUAACAUGGAGUCAGGUGAUGCUUUGAGAAAGAUAUCUAAUGGCCUGGUGGAAAUCAGCUGGUACAUGCCAUGUGGGAACAAAAGUAUUGACAUCUUUCCGGAGCCUGUGGCUGUAGCCAAUUUGAGAGGUGAUAUCGGUACAUUUGAGAAUCAAUAUUGUUUCCUGUGCCAGACAUCUGCAGCAGUGUUUGUUGUUUUUGAUAAUCUGGAGACUACCUACAAGGUGCUCCCCAGAGAGCAUAUGAAAGGGCAGCUAUUUUUGGUUGGCAAUGCACAGAGCAGUACCUUCAAUUACGCUGCUUUGAAAAGUGAAGCCAAGCGCUUAGAAUUGAAGAAAAGAAAUAUCAUUCUCAAAGACAAAAAGAAUGAUGCAGACUUUAUCAAGGUUCUUCGCUCUAUGGUAACAGAUGUGAUUACACACAACCCACACAAGAUGGCACUGGAACAGAUGGCCACAGUGGCAGAAGAACUUGGAAUCCUUGUGGAUGAGAACACUGAUGAAUGUCAGCAUGCCAAGAGAAAUGCGGAUGCAAUCACAUCACAAAUACAGGACAUACAAGAAUUCAAAGAGAAACACCUUCCACUGCAGGGUGAUACAUGGCUGGAGUUGGCCAGGGUGGAAAAAGAGGAGUGCAGACUGAAGCAAGCUGGUAAUAAGGGAAUUGAACAAUAUAAAAGUGAUCUCAAAAUCAAGAAAAUGGAACUUAGAGACGCUCAAAGACAAUAUGAUAUGUCUGACACAAUGGCAUGUUUCAUUAGUGCACUAUCAAGUGGAAGCUUAGAGCGAUCAUACUUCUUAAAAUGGAUGAGGAUGAAUCUGGACAAUUUGUCUCUUACAAAACUUUCAAUUCUUAGAGAGCGGUAUAAAGAAAAAUGCCAGGACUCAGCAAGUAACAAGGAGGAGAUUGCAGAGCUGGACAACAAGAUUUCGAAGAGUUCCUUAGGAAUUGAACAAUUUUUACGUGAAAUGGGCCAGUUGUAUGAAUCAGCAGUCACCCUUCCAUUAGACGAAGAACGACAUAAGCAAAUGCGUUCUCUGCCCAGACGCUGUGCAGAGUUGUUGCUUGAUGGCUUCCCCAUUGAGCUGAUUGAUGGAGAUGCCUCAAAUAUACCCAUAAGAUGGGUGAAUGAUGUUCUUAAUGAGUUGAACAAUCUAGUGGAGCCAAACAAUAAAAUGUUAGUGGUGACAGUUUUGGGGGUACAAAGCACUGGAAAGUCUACCCUUCUGAACACAAUGUUUGGGGUGCAGUUUGCAGUCAGCAGCGGAAGAUGCACAAGAGGGGCUUUUAUGUUACUGAUUAGACUCAAAGAUGACAAGAGGAAAGAACUAAAUAGUGACUUUCUACUCAUCAUUGACACAGAAGGACUUAAGUCACCAGAACUGGCUCAGCUUGACUAUAGCUAUGAACAUGACAAUGAGUUGGCCACCCUUGUAGUUGGACUGAGUGAUGUUACAAUUAUAAACAUUGCUAUGGAGAACUCCACAGAAAUGAAAGACAUCUUGCAGAUUGUAGUCCAUGCCUUCCUCAGGAUGAAGGAGGUGGGCAAGAAGCCAAAAUGCCUGUUUGUACAUCAAAAUGUAGCUGAUGUCUCUGCACAUAACAAGAACAUGAAGGAUCGGAAAAUGCUGUUGGAACAGCUGAACAAGAUGACUCAGGCAGCAUCCAGAAUGGAGGACAAGGAGGAGAACAAAAAAUUCACUGAUGUGAUGGACUAUGAUCCAGAGACUGAUAGUUUCUACAUCCCUGGACUCUGGCAUGGAACUCCACCCAUGUCACCAGUCAGUGCAGGUUACUCUGAGUCUGUCUAUGACUUCAAAAAGAAUAUGAUUGGUCAUCUCAAGAAAUGCGAAACAUCUAGAAACACUGUGCCAGAUUUCCUGGAGUGGACCAAAAGCUUAUGGAAUGCUGUGAAGUUUGAAAACUUUAUCUUCAGCUUCAGGAACAGCUUGGUUGCUGAGGCCUACAUGAAGGUGUGCACUGAGUUCAGUAAGUGGGAAUGUAAAUUCAGAAAGGACAUGCAUGCAUGGCUCACAGCAGCUGAAACAACCAUUUCCAAUUUUGGAAAAUUUUCUAAGACAUCAGAGACAUCAGACAUAAAGUCUGUACUUGAUCAGCUGAAAACUGAUGCAUACACUGAGCUCAUCAAAGGAGAAACAUGGAUUUUGGAUGGGAUUUCUACAUACUACAAGCAGGCAGAUUGUCAUGUGGAACUUGUUGAAAAAUAUAGAAUGGACUUUGAAAACAGUGGCAUAGCUUUGAGAAGGGAAUUGGACAAUUAUGUGACAAAUCGUCUAGAUGGAGCAGCUUCACUCCGCCAGGGGAUGAUAAGGCUGGAGUCCAUCAAGAAGAAACACACCAGUGUAAUGGAGGACAGGGUGCUGAAGCUGCUUGAGGAGUGCCGCAAGAAGAAGUACUGGGCUGAUUUCAAGGAUAUCUUCCAGGAGCGAGACCAGUCUCAGAAGAAAGCGGAUGAGUUCACAUCAUCCUGCCUCAAACCAGCAGUAGAGAUCAGAGGCAAUGGUGUUUAUGUAGAUGGUGAACAAGACCGGACCAAGGAUAGACCCUUGAGGGACACCUCGCCGGACCCCCAGUGGGGCAGAACUAUGCCCAUCGACAACCACAGUUUGAGUUCUGUUGGCAAGAUAGUUCCUGAACCACUCAACUGCCUUAGAGCCCAAGCCAAUGUCCCGGAGUCUCUUGAGCAGGAUACGGUGAUCAACAGUGUCAAAGGCCUUUGA